CACUCAUCACGGCAGCCAUGGCAACACGCUGCUGCUGAGUGCGAGAUAGAAAAUAAUAUUAUUGUUUAAGGGUUCAGAGCAACUUUUCAAAUGUUUUACUGGCAGACUGCUAACAACCCAAAUGUUUCUGGAAUAUGUCCGCGGAGCGAUCGCCGUUGCCACCCGGGGGAGGCGGCCUGCUACGCGGAGGCAGAACAAGGUCUUACGGCAGUUUAACUCGAUCUUCGCUCUCUCCGGUUCGCCAGAGACUCGUUGAGCACACAGUUAAACCAGGGGAAACACUUCAGGGCCUGGCUUUAAAAUACGGAGUCACUGUGGAGCAAAUUAAAAGAGCAAACAGACUGUACACCAGCGACUCAAUAUUCCUGAAGAAAUCCCUGUCUAUCCCAGUGCUGUCAGACUUGAAUGACCACAGCAAUAGGGUAGAUUUGUCUGAGGAAGACCACAAAGAAGGAAAGACUAACUGCGCUACUGGUCAGGAGGAUUUAAGAGAAGGUGCAUCUGACCUUACACCUAGGGAAUUUCUGAAGAGACUGGAUGACUUGAUCAACAAGUCUAAGCAGGCCGCAGCCAGAGGAUGCCAAGAUGCAGAGAGACGCGUUGCAGCCCUAGAAGCAGCUUGCUCCAGUACAACUUCAGAUUGGCGUCCGUUAACAAAGUCACAGAGUGUUAUUUCAUCAGCAAGAGUUCAGCAGCAAGCACUACUUGGGGCAGUUCCCCUCACUACCACUAAACUCACCAAGAAGCUGAAAGAAAGGGAAGACGAGAUCUUUGAACUCUGACACCGUUUUUCCUUAAUUUUACUCAGAUCAUUAAAAAACGAUGCUAGAAAUGUGUGGUGAAGGGAUUGGACUCCAGGGGCAAGACAAGAUCUCUACUAACAACGCUUCUGUACAAAGUUGAAAAACCUUGUAACUCAGUCAUUAACUGCAGAAUUUGUUUUAGGAAGCCUGUUUUUUUUUUAUUUAGUAAAAACUGCACAUAUUUAUUUAUGGGAACAUACUGGUUGUAUGAAACGUCUUCUUUGUCUCCACCUGAGUUUGGCUUGUUCCUACAGAAAAUAGAGACAUGAGAAUUUUGUCACAUGAUGCUUCAGUUGUAUGUCUGCAUAUGGAAGCUCAGCAGGGCAGCUUGACAUUUUCAGGGGAUGCAAAUACUCAUACUCACUGUAACAGUAAGAGAACAAAACAGGUUAAAGGUUAACACUGUAUUUUGCUAAUGUAAAAAAAAAAUGUUCUUGUAGGAUAUUUUUAACAUCAUUUUUAUUAUUUUCUGGGACUUAGUUUUUGAUUUUGUCAAAUAUUUAUGUGAUUAAAUUUUAAAUAAACUCA
Messenger RNA from Girardinichthys multiradiatus, 1331 nucleotides. RefSeq names its product LysM, putative peptidoglycan-binding, domain containing 1 (gene lysmd1). Bases 135 to 782 code for a protein of 215 amino acids. NCBI's taxonomy places the organism in Eukaryota, Metazoa, Chordata, Actinopteri, Cyprinodontiformes, Goodeidae. The record is from RefSeq and is a predicted model, not a curated record. The transcript is spliced from 4 exons.